Molecule: messenger RNA, 1890 nt
Organism: Clupea harengus (Atlantic herring)
Lineage: Eukaryota; Metazoa; Chordata; Actinopteri; Clupeiformes; Clupeidae
Gene: prkcz
Product: protein kinase C zeta type-like
Exons: 13
Coding region: 1-1515 (504 amino acids)
Biological process (GO): protein phosphorylation
Molecular function (GO): ATP binding; protein binding; protein serine/threonine kinase activity
Source: RefSeq, a predicted model, not a curated record
AUGAACUAUAGGAGUAUGAUGGUUGAUAUCAUGUUAUUUGCCUGUUAUUGUCUACAGCUGACUCUCUCUCUCGCUCUCUCUCUCUGUGUGUUUCUUUCUACUUCCCCCUCUCUCUCCCUCCAUCUCUUCCUCCCUCCCUCCCUCUCUCAGAAAGCGUACUGCGGCCACUGCAGUGAAAGGAUAUGGGGCCUCGGGAGGCAGGGCUACAAGUGUAUCAACUGCAAACUGCUGGUUCAUAAGCGUUGUCACAAACUCGUCCCUCUGACCUGUCAAAGGCAUAUGGAUCCAGUCAUGCCCUCCAAGGACCCCGUGGCUGACGAGCGGAGCGAAGAAAUAGGGCGCCCCCCAGAGGACUCUGAGGACGCUGACGGAAUGUUUUUGCCACACAACCGGAAAGUGGACCAGACUGAGGACGACUCUGAGGAGCUGAAGGCUGUGGUGGACGGUAUUGACGGUGUGAAGAUCUCAGAGGGUCUGGGUCUGGGAGACUUCGACAUGAUCCGGGUGAUCGGGCGCGGGUCCUACGCCAAAGUGCUGCUGGUACGCCUCAAGAAGAACGACCAGAUCUACGCUAUGAAGGUGGUCAAGAAGGAGCUGGUCCACGAUGACGAGGACAUAGACUGGGUUCAGACAGAGAAGCACGUGUUUAAGCAGGCCUCCACUAACCCCUUCCUGGUUGGGCUCCACUCUUGUUUUCAGACCGAGAGCCGGUUAUUCUUGGUGAUUGAGUAUGUUAAUGGCGGAGACCUCAUGUUCCAUAUGCAGAGACAGAGGAAACUUCCAGAAGAACAUGCAAGGUUCUACGCUGCUGAGAUCUGCAUUGCCCUGAACUUCCUGCAUGAGAAGGGGAUCAUCUACAGGGACCUGAAGCUGGACAACGUCCUCCUGGACCAUGACGGCCACAUCAAGCUCACUGACUACGGCAUGUGCAAGGAGGGGAUCCGACCUGGAGACACCACCAGCACCUUCUGUGGAACGCCCAACUACAUCGCCCCCGAGAUUCUGAGGGGAGAGGACUACGGCUUUAGUGUAGACUGGUGGGCUCUGGGUGUGUUGAUGUUUGAGAUGAUGGCUGGCAGAUCUCCGUUCGACAUCAUCACCGACAAUCCAGACAUGAACACGGAGGAGUACCUCUUCCAAGUUAUUCUGGAGAAGCCUAUUCGCAUCCCAAGGUCCUUGUCGGUGAAGGCUGCAAGUGUGCUGAAGGGCUUUUUAAAUAAGGACCCGAAGGAGCGGCUGGGUUGCCAGGUUCAGACGGGAUUCACCGACAUCAAGUCUCACACGUUUUUCCGCACCAUAGACUGGGAGCAGCUGGAGAAGAAGGAGGUAACUCCGCCCUUUACACCUCAGAUUGCAGAUGACUACGGCCUGGACAACUUCGACACGCAGUUCACCAACGAGCCUGUGCAGCUCACACCAGACGACGAGGAUGUGAUUAAGAGAAUAGACCAGUCUGAGUUUGAGGGCUUCGAGUACAUCAAUCCACUGCUGCUGUCUACAGAAGAGACUGUAUGAGAAGGGCCAUCUGUCCCCUUCUGCCCAUCUCUCACACACACACACACACACACACACACACACGUGCAAACACACACACACACACACACACACACACACACACACACACACACAGUGAGGACCUCAGCACACAGACGCACUAACUUUAACUUUGGGGCAUGAGGCACGUGAGACAGAGGACGCGGGAGGGGGACACGAGACGAGAUGUCCUCCUGUUGUCCUCUGAUGGAGUCCAGGAGGGGGACACGAUGUCCUUCCUGUUGUCCUCUGGUGGAGUCCAGGACUGAGGAAUUGUCUCUGGGGAUCCCUUGUGCGUCGCUCAAUUCUGGGACACGACUGGAAGAGGAGCCGCUCUCACGGACGCCCUCUUUCUCC